AUGAUUGCUAAUAGUAAAACGCUUUGGCCUUUAGUAGCAGCCGUUGGUCUUGGCGUUAGUUUUGUUGGAUACUGUGUAUAUUUUGAUCGAAAACGGCGAAGUGCACCUGAUUUUAUUGAAAAAUUAAAAAUGGAUAUGAGUAAUCUUGAGAUAAUGCGUCGAUAUUUUCUUGAACAAGUUCAACGAGGUGAAGAUUGUUUAUCUUGUGGUGAUAUUGAUAAUGGUAUUGAAUAUCUAGCAAAAGCUGUUGUCAUUUGUAGUCAACCUCAAAAUUUAAUGGAAUUCUUUCAACAAACACUAUCAUCUGAAAUAUUUCAAGAAUUAAUCAGACGUUUACCAAGAAUCGCUCAAUCCGUUCAUAAUCGGUCUUUAUUAUCUGCCGAUGGUAGUAAUGCUUUUGUGCCUGAAUUAGAUCUUGAAUAG
Molecule: messenger RNA, 423 nt
Organism: Rotaria sp. Silwood1
Lineage: Eukaryota; Metazoa; Rotifera; Eurotatoria; Philodinida; Philodinidae
Source: the annotation of a GenBank genome assembly